Messenger RNA from Plasmodium vinckei vinckei, 3531 nucleotides. RefSeq names its product conserved Plasmodium protein, unknown function. Bases 1 to 3531 code for a protein of 1176 amino acids. Lineage: Eukaryota; Apicomplexa; Aconoidasida; Haemosporida; Plasmodiidae. The record is from RefSeq and is a predicted model, not a curated record. The transcript has a single exon.
AUGAAAAACAAAGCAAUCUUAAAGAAAGAGAAAAAACCCAAAAGACAAAGCCGAAAUAAAAAAGGAAAAAUAAGUGUAAAAUUAAAAAGUGGGGAUAAUAGUUCAAGUGACGAAAGUGAUAUUUAUUUUUAUAAUGAUCUUCAAAGAUGGAAAAAUAAUAUAAAAGUUCCAAUAUGGUUAAAAAAACCAAAGGAUAGAGAAUCAUUAAGUGAAUAUUAUAAAAAUAUAAUAAGAAAAUUAUUAAGAGUAAAAAAUAAAAUAAGAGCAUAUAAAAUACAGGAAGCAUAUUUAAUAGAUUGCUUACACAAAUGUAUGAAAUAUUUAAAACUAAAUUCAUUGUCUAUGAAUUUUUUGGAUUAUGAAAUAUAUAAAAAUUUAAUUUACAAUGAUAUUGCUGAAAAUUUAUACGAUAACUUAAAUUAUUUUUAUGAGCAUAAUAAUAUUGAACAUGCAAAAAAUGGAUAUGAAAAAUUGUGUAAAGAAAAUUUAAAUGAUUGUAAAAAAACAUUAAACCUAGAUAUUAAGAAAGAUCUAUAUACUGAUAUAAAUAAUACCACUUCAAGUGAUCAAAUUAUUUUCCAAAAUAAUGAUAAUCCAAAUAAUUAUGAAGCGGAUAAAAAUGGAACUAUUAAUAUGAAUCGUGAUUAUAGCAAUUAUAAAAUAGAUAGAAAUACUAAAGGCGUUAAAAAUAUUUGUAAUAAAAAAACAGAUACGUUUACUAUGCCUGCAAAUGAUUUAUUACAAAAUGAAGGAUGUGAAGAUAAAGCAAGUGGAGAGCAACACACCAAAACCGAUCCAAAUGAGGCACUUAAUUUGAUAGAUUUGAUAAAUGCUCUAAAUAAUGAACUAUUAAAGAAGGAUAAAGAAAAAAAAAAUAAUGACAAACACGAUCUAAUGAAAAAGGCAUUCAAAAAGGUAAUAAUUCCAGGCUCUUUUUUUGAAAAUAAUAAUUUUUGUCCAAUAUUUAUGAAUUUGUUAAAACUGGAUAUAUACAAUGCCUGUUCAAAAAAUGGUAUAAACAUGUCUCAAAAGUUGGCAAGCCUUUUUAAAGCUAUUACCAAUUUUUAUGAACCCUCAUCAGAAUUAGGUAUAGAAACAGAAAAACAAAUACAAAAAGAAACACCUCAUAAUGAUGUGAAUAAAAAUGCAGAGAAAAUAGAGACGGUGGCCCCUGAAAUUGAAACUAGCAAAAAAAGCGAAGCCCAUACUACUAAUUCAUAUAGUAAGGACUUAAACUUUUUUAAAAAUCAAAAUUCAUUAUAUAAACUAUCACAGUAUUGUAUUGAAAAGGAAGUAGUAGUAGAUGAAAUGAUCAAUACAUUUGAUACGAUUUAUAUAUAUAAUGAGAAAGACGAUAUUAAUAAAUCAGGACAAAAAGAGAAUAGCAAUAGUAGUAGUGAUACCAAGCAUAUAUUAAAUAAGAAGGUUGUGCCAAAUAAAAAUCUCGAGCUUACUUUAAAUGUUUCAAAAAAAAAAAUAGAUACAGUACACUAUAUUGAAAGCAGGAAUUCACUUUUAUCAAAUGAAGAAUGUACCAAACUAAAAAAUAAUACAGAACAUGUUAAUAAUGAUGAUAUGGAUAAGGAAAAAUGGGACGAAAAAAAUAAACAACAAAUAAAAUACCAAGUGAAAGAGAAAAAUAUUUACAAUACAUUACAAGAACAAAAUAUAAGUGAUAAAGAAGUAUAUGAAAUAUCAAGUUCUUUUGGUGAAACGGAAGAAGUAACAAUAAAGGAAAAUAAAAUGUGUAACAUGAUUAAUGAGGAUGAUAAAUAUGGACAAAAUGAUAAUAUUAAUGAAUAUAAAGAUACACAAGAUGUUUUAAGGUGUGAAAAAAAUAUAUGUAUAUACAAUGAAAAAAUGCAGGAUAACGAAUAUGAUCAAGUACAUAUAAACAAAAGAAAAUUAGAGCAAACAUAUUUAUUUAAAGACCAAUAUAAUGACAAUAAUAAUGGACAUAUACAAGCAAUGGAAGAAGAACAAUGUUAUAAAAAAAAAAACAAAAUCGAAAAUAAUAACUUGAUAAAAUUUGAUGUACUAAAGAAUGAUUUUUUUAAAAACUUUGAAGAAUAUAAUAAUAUUGUAACUCCAAGUAUACAUUAUGAAAAAAUAAAUGAAAAAAAAGAUAAUAUGAUUCCAUAUAAUAUUGAUACACCUUCUAUUCUUAGUUUUAAUAAAAAUAAAGAAAAUGAUAAAAUGUAUUUAAAAAAAACAGAUCAUUUGUCAAACCAUGAAAAUGUAUGUAAUAUAAGUUUUCAUGAUGUUGAAUCAAAAAGUUUCUUAUCUUGUAACGAAGAAAAUAUGAGUGAAACGAUUCCUAACAAAACAAAUAGUAUAGAAAUGGAUGGAAAAAAUGAAAAUAAUAAAAGUAGUAAUACACCAAGCCCUAAUAGUCACAGUAACAAUAAUAAAGUUGGGUGUGAUUCCAUAAAGGGAAAGGAUGAAAAUUUUAGAAAAAUAAAAGAACCCGAUUCAGUUUUGAGCAGUAUAUCUUACAAAGAGAAUACCGAAAUAAAUGAAAAUAAUUUUUAUGAUAAAGAGAAUUCAGAUAUUAUAAUUUUAGAUGACUAUGAUGAAGCAAGGAUAGGCAAUACAAACAUAGAACAUAAUAAUGACAAAAAUAAAAAAAACAAUCUAAGAAAUAAGGAGAAUGAUAAAAUUAGUCAAAAGCAUGUUACACUGAAUAAUAUUAAAAAUUAUAACAUUCAUCAGGAAAGUAAAAUAAAUGAAUGUGACUUGAAUGCAUGGUUUGACAAUACUACACAUGAAUGUCAUACUUAUUAUAAUGAAGAAGAAAAGAAACGAAAAAAUCGACGGAAUUCAAAACAAACAAAUUUAUUAAAUAUGUCAAAUAUACCAAAUAAAGAAAAUGAAAAUGAAGUAUCAAUUUUAAACAUAAAUUUAGAUAAAGCCCAUGAUAGUGUACUUGAAGGUCUAAUGAAUUUUUUCGGUCUUAAAAGUAAGAGAUUACCGAGAAAAAUUUUAAUUAGUGAAUUAAAAAAAAUACAAACAUAUCUAUGUGAUGAAUAUAAUAAAUAUUCAAAGGAAAACAAUUUAGCACCGACUGACCCCAUAUGCACAGGUAGAAAUUACGACCACACUUGUAAUGGUCUGAACGGAUUUUCUAAAGGUGACGAUACAAUUUUUUCUACAAAUUUUGAGAGAGAACUAGAUAAACAUACGUACACAAUUAUAGAGGAUGAUAAUGUAAAAAUUGAAAGUUAUAUAAAACUAGACGAACUAAUAAAUAGUGAUAAAAAUAAACUUCAAGAAGAGUACAUAAAUAACAUGAAAAAUAAAAUAAAAUUAAUGGAAAUGGAGGAAAUGCAUGAAAGAAUUGAUGAAGCUAUAAAUGUAAAUGAAAGUAUAAAUAAUAUUAUACAAGAACAAAAAAAAAUUAAAUAUUCAGUACUAAAGAAAUAUCUAGUUGACUGUAAAUUGAAUGCUACUAAAGAUACUAUUGUUUCCUACUGUAAAAACAGGAACAUAGAGAUUAUCUUUAAAAGAGCCAGUGGCAUAAAUCCAACGUAA